Pyricularia oryzae 70-15 is the source of this 2279-nucleotide messenger RNA. Its product is annotated as 1-phosphatidylinositol-4,5-bisphosphate phosphodiesterase delta-3. The record is from RefSeq and is a predicted model, not a curated record. The coding region runs from base 255 to 2063 and encodes 602 amino acids. Gene Ontology annotation, biological process: phosphatidylinositol-mediated signaling; lipid metabolic process. The transcript has a single exon. Gene Ontology annotation, molecular function: phosphatidylinositol-4,5-bisphosphate phospholipase C activity. Lineage: Eukaryota; Fungi; Ascomycota; Sordariomycetes; Magnaporthales; Pyriculariaceae.
CUUGAUUCCUGCUUCUGGACCAAAGAGAAAUCAAGUCGCAAUUGGGAAUUAUCCAUCGUUUGAGAACUUGACCUGUACUGCUAAAGUGACUCUGCUUGUGACUUGAAAGGCUUCCAAUAAUUCAACAGCUGCCAAAAUCGUCUGAUCAUUCAUCUGGUACUGACACAAAUCAAUUCAUUCACACAGUACCUGAGCCUAUCAACACUCACGCCCGCACAUAGACAUCUCCCACCAACAUCCCUGCAUAUUGAACAAUGUCUGAGCUGGUCUCCCGGCUGACAGACCUCAACCCCUUCUCGUCCAAGACCCGCGCCGAGCGUGAGGUCGACGAUGAGGACAAGGGUGAGGAGAUUGACGACCACACCGUCGCCGGCGGCGGCCACGGCGGCCGGUCGUCCGACAUCACAAAGACGCAGCUGCGCAUCAGCCACGCGCUGCGCUGCCUGAUAGCCUCCAAGGGCAUCCUCACCGAGGCUGAAGCCGGCCUGGCGAGCCAGACCAUGACCCCGGCCCUGCGCCAGCUCCUAGACAGGCCGCACAUCCACGUCCCGCCGGAGCUGACGGACCGCUCGCACCCCCUGCCCGAGUACUUUGUCAGCUCCAGCCACAACACGUACCUGGUCGCGCACCAGCUGUACGGAACGUCGUGCGCCACCGCCUACAGGACCGCGCUGCGCACCGGGUCGCGCUGCGUGGAGAUUGACGCCUGGGACAACGGCGACAACCGCAGCGAGCCCAAGGUCACGCACGGCUACACGCUCGUGUCCAACAUCCCCUUCCGUCUCGUCUGCGAGACCAUCCGGGACGUCGUGGACGAGGAGGCCGCGCAGGCGCAGAAGCUCCCCGUAGGCGCCGACGCCGCCGAGCGCGAGGAUGAGAGGUACCGCCCCGCGCCCAUCCUGCUCUCGCUCGAGAACCACUGCGACGCGGCGGGCCAGCUGCGGCUCGUGGAGAUCAUGCGCGAGGUGUUUGGCCACCGGCUGCUCGACAAGCCGGUCCGCGACAAGGGCCAUGCCGAACAGGAGGGCAGUGGAGAGCACGUCAGGCUGGACGAGCUCGGGUCCAAGAUUGCAGUCAUUGUCGAGUACCACCUGUCGGAGGAGGCGGAGCUGUCGGACGACGAGGACGACUCCUCCUCGUGUGACGAGGCCGAGCGCAAGGACCGCGAGCAGUACAAGGCCGAAGCCAAGGCGACGCGCGAGACCAUCAUCAUCCCCGAGCUGGAGGAGCUGGGCGUGUACGCGCAGAGCGUCAAGCUGGCCAACGACGCCUGGUUCGACGCCACGGAGCAGGCGCGCGACCAGACCCAGCCCCUGGCGCUCCCGCACCACCACCUCAUCAACAUCUCCGAGUCGGGCCUGUCGCGCCACCUCCCCGAGGCGGCCGGCAAGAUCGCCGCGCACAACGCCCAGCACCUGAUGCGCGUCUACCCCAAGGGCACGCGCAUCUCGUCGCGCAACAUGAAGGUGAUUCCGUUCUGGGCCGUCGGCGCGCAGAUCUGCGCCAUGAACUGGCAGACCUUUGGCGCCAACAUGCAGAUGAACGAGGCGCUGUUUGCCGGCACCGACGGCUACGUCCUCAAGCCCCAGGCGCUGCGGAGUGGGGGGAGCGGCGUCACGAAGCCGCGCCGCCGCAGGCUGAGGCUGCAUGUCGCUGGCGCCUCGGACAUUCCCCUGCCUUCUGGCCGGGAGCCGGACGAGAUCAAGCCGUACCUGACGUGCACGCUAGCGUACGGGGGCACGAGCCUCAAGGAGGUGAAGCGCAAGACGUCCCCCUACAAGCAGCACAAGGUUGGCUUCCUGCACCGCGGGGAGAACCCGCCGCCGACGGACCCGGUCUGGGAUGAGGAGCUGGUGUGGGACGAGUUUGAGGACGACGAGUUGGUCUUUUUGCGCCUGUACAUCAAGAGCGACGACUCCUUUGCCAGGAACCCCAUUCUCACUGUCGCGCCGAUCAGGUUGCUGUAUGCGGUCGACGGGUGGACGUUUAUCAGGAUGCUGGAUCUCAAGGGCCACGAGACACGGUGUGCUUUGUUGGUCAGGUUUGAGAUUGAGGAUUUGUAAUAAUUUUCGUAGCUUUUUGGUGUAUUUGAGGGGUAUGGUUAUGGUUUUAAGACUAAUGAUUUUUACUUUUUAUUGGUAUUUGGGGCUGAAAUGCAAUCUGAUGGCUUGUGCAUUGUUGUACGACAUUAAACGUCAUGAUAGAAAGACGCAUUAUGAUACACCACGAGUUAAUUGCAUUUGGUAGUCUUGCAUAUCGUAACAACGGCAACAUACUAC